Messenger RNA from Kluyveromyces lactis, 3240 nucleotides. RefSeq lists its product as uncharacterized. Bases 1 to 3240 code for a protein of 1079 amino acids. Gene Ontology annotation, cellular component: endoplasmic reticulum membrane. Gene Ontology annotation, biological process: oligosaccharide metabolic process; protein N-linked glycosylation. Lineage: Eukaryota; Fungi; Ascomycota; Saccharomycetes; Saccharomycetales; Saccharomycetaceae. The transcript has a single exon. The record is from RefSeq and is a predicted model, not a curated record. Gene Ontology annotation, molecular function: Glc3Man9GlcNAc2 oligosaccharide glucosidase activity.
AUGUCAAACGGAAUGACUACUGAGGAGAGAAGGUUACUUCAGAACAAAAACAAAGAGAAGUACUGGUUGAAAUGGGGUCCGUAUCUAUCAGAGAGAAGUUGGGCUACUGUUAAAGAGGAUUAUUCCCAUGAUGGUGACGCUUGGUCGUUUUUCCCCUUCGAACAUGCUAAUAGUAGAGUAUUCAGAUGGGGCGAAGAUGGGUUGUUUGGUGUUUCUGAUAACAGACAGCUUAUCUGUUGUAACGUUGCGGUUUGGAACGGCAAGGAUUCAAUCUUAAAGGAAAGAAUGUACGGACUCACUAGUCAUCAGGGGAACCAUGGUGAAGAUGGUAAAGAAUUGUACUAUUAUGUGGAUAAUUUACCUUCGCAUGCUUAUAUGAAGGCUAUUUAUAAAUACCCUUUCAAUAAACCUUACCCCUAUGAGGAAUUGGUAGCUAGGAAUUCGGAAUUGGGAUUCGAAGAUCAAGAAUUCGAGAUUUACGAAAUCGAUGGUUUGUUUAAGGAAAAGGACACUGGAGAUACCCCAUAUUUCGAUAUCGUGUAUGAAAUGGCCAAGGAUGACGAUAAUCCUAACGAUUUGAGUUUUAGAAUCACAGCUUAUAAUCGUAGUACCUCGAAGACAGGGGAAUUAUAUAUUUCACCACAAGUGUUUUUCAGAAAUACUUGGUCCUGGAACGAAACCGAUCGUGUUAAGCCUCAUCUAGAGAAAUCUGGUAAUAACUUUGUUACUUUGUCCACAGAGAAAUAUGGGACCACUUACGCGAUUUUUGCCCCUUCACCGGGUGAGUUUGACGACGGAGAAGAUGAUCAUCCGACUACAGUUGCUACUAAUGGUGUUGAUGACGAUCAAGGUAUCCUAGAUGUGGAACCGGAGUUGUUGUUCACAGAAAACGAAUCGAAUUGGAAGAAAUUGUUUGAUUCAAAGGAAAACCCCACCCCUUAUACCAAGGAUGCCUUCAACGAAUAUAUCGUCAAUAAGGAUACCGAGGCAGUAAAUCCGAAGAAUGAAGGUACCAAGGCAUGUGGUGUUUACCACUUUCCCAAGGUUCCCCCUGGUGAAUACGUCACUGUAAGAUAUAAGUUGACUGAUACCAGGUUACCGAUGUUCGAAGAUGAAAUGGUUAUCGACGAAGAUGACUUUGACAGUCUUUUCGAUAGGCGUGAACAGGAAGCGGAUAACUUCUACUGGAGAGUCACUCCGGCUCCGAUCCCAGAAUCUCUGAGAGCGGUGCAAAGACAAGCUUUUGCCGGAUUGCUUUGGUCAAAACAAUUCUAUCAUUUCGUGCAAGACGAAUGGUACUGCGGUGAUCCACUGCAAAAGCCUCCUCCACCAAAGAACCGUGCAAAUGGGAGAAACAAGGAUUGGAAACAUAUGUAUGCUGAAGAUAUAUUAUCCUUGCCAGAUAAGUGGGAAUAUCCAUUCUUUGCUUCUUGGGACACCGCGUUUCAUUGUAUCCCAUUAGCUAUGAUAGACCCUGAAUUUGCAAAGAAACAAUUGGAUAUUUUUACGAGAGAAUGGUACAUGCAUCCUAACGGACAAAUUCCUGCUUAUGAAUGGAAUUUUAGUGAUGUAAAUCCUCCAGUUCAUGCAUGGGCUGUGUACCGUGUUUUCAAGAUUGAAAGAAAUAUGUAUGGCCGUGAGGAUAGAGUGUUCUUGGAAAGAGUAUUCCAAAAACUUUUGUUGAACUUCACAUGGUGGGUUAACCGCAAAGAUCAUGACGGUAACAACGUCUUUGAAGGUGGAUUUUUAGGAUUGGAUAAUAUUGGUAUCUUCAAUAGAUCAGAACCUUUGCCAACAGGUGGAACAUUGGAACAGGCAGACUCGACUGGUUGGAUGGCAUUCUUCUCAUUGCAAAUGUUAAAUAUCGCAUUAGAACUUGCAAAGGAAAAUCCUGUCUAUGAAGACAUUGCCACUAAGUUUUUCGAACACUUUUUGUACAUCAGUGAUUCUAUGUCCUUCAAAUUCGAAAAGAAUAGUGCAGACAACUUCAAAGAGGAAGUCAAAGAAAGUUUGUGGAAUGAAGAAGACCAAUUCUAUUACGAUGCCAUUUCUUGGGGUGAACCAUUUAAGCAACAACUACCAAUCAGGUCUCUCGUUGGUUUAAUUCCAUUGUAUGCUUGUAUGACUUUGGAACCGAGAAUCUUAGAUAAGUUCCCUGGCUUUAAGAAACGUAUUGACUGGUUCCUUUCCAAUAGAAGUGCCAUGUUUGAUAGAAAUAUUGCUUCUAUGGAAAAAAGAGGUAUCGGUGAGAGACUUCUAUUAGCUCUUGUUAAUGAAGAUCGGUUAAAAGCCAUCUUAUCUAGGAUGCUCGAUGAAACUGAGUUCUUAUCCGAUUACGGUAUAAGAUCUCUAUCUAAAUACCAUGAAACCCACCCAUUCUCUAUGUCCGUUAACGGUGAACAAUACGAAGUCAAAUAUUUACCAGGUGAAUCAAACUCAGGUAUGUUUGGUGGUAACUCCAAUUGGAGAGGGCCUGUUUGGUUCCCUACAAAUUUCUUGCUUGUCGAGUCAUUGCAAAGGUUUUUUUUGUACUAUGGUCCUGACUUCAAAGUCGAGUGUCCAACGGGGUCUGGCGAGUUCCUAAACUUGGCCCAAGUGGCAGAAGAACUUCAGCAUAGAUUAAUUCAUUUAUUCAUCCCCGAUGCCGAAGGCCAAAGAGCUGUAUAUCAUGGUGAAUACAGUGAGUUUUUGUCUAAGGAUCCUAAUUUCGAGGAACUAAUUCCUUUCUAUGAAUAUUUCGACGGUGAUACUGGUAGGGGCUUGGGUGCAAGCCAUCAGUGUGGCUGGACUGCGCUAGUGGCUAAAUGGAUUCAUGACACAGGUUUAUCAUGUGUCAGGUUGCCUAGAACUCCUAGAUCAUCUGUCACUCUGUCCAAUUUAGACAAAACUCAAGUCGAUUCAUUGUUAAACGAAUUAAAGCCUAACAUGCCACGUAAAAUUGCAAGGCGUAAGAGUUCCAAGUCGUUAAUUAACUUAACAGCUACGCAACUUGAGUUGACAGAAGAGGAGAAAUAUCUACAUUGUAUUGGUAGCACAAGACGUGAAUCUGCAAAACUUGCUCAGCGCUCCGGAAGCAUCAUCAGUAGCGAAGAAGACGAUGAAGAAGGUGUGACCUUCGAGAAACUGAAACAGAACCAGUUAGCCGAAGAAGAAUCACGUCUAGUAAAUGAAUUAAGGAGGCGUCUAUCUCAUACCACUAUCAAUUCAGCUGAUGAAGAUGAAUUAGAAUGUCUUCCAUGA